Messenger RNA from Loa loa (African eye worm), 229 nucleotides. RefSeq lists its product as hypothetical. Lineage: Eukaryota; Metazoa; Nematoda; Chromadorea; Rhabditida; Onchocercidae. The record is from RefSeq and is a predicted model, not a curated record. The annotation marks the transcript as partial. The transcript is spliced from 2 exons.
UACAAUAUUAUCAAUUACUGAAACGAAUGCACGAGUAACUGUACUAACUCUUCAAUCGUUCGUUCGCAAUUUCGGACGCGAAAACUCGCUGAACAACAAUGCCAACGGAAUACAGACAUUCAGUUUUUCUGGAUUUGGCACAGGAAGAAAUCAAACUACUUCAGCUCCACCGACUACUGCUAACCCAUUCUUACAGCUUCUUGAACUUUAUCUCAGGGGUUUCUCUCAA